GGAAGCCAAUUCACAUCGAUCCCCAGCCAACCAAGUACCGAAACCAAGCAAGUGCCGGCCAGGAAGCCAUUGUUGCCAUCGACCGAUCUUGAUCAGCUCGAAGCACACGGAGGGUAAGAAGAAGUCAUCUGCAGAAGAGAUGGGCUCGAUGGGACCUGCCGCCGGGAAGCCGCACGCGGUGUGCCUGCCGUACCCGGCGCAGGGGCACAUCACCCCGAUGCUCAACGUGGCCAAGCUGCUCCACGCCCGGGGCUUCGACGUCACCUUCGUCAACACCGAGUACAACCACGCGCGCCUCGUCCGCUCCCGCGGCGCUGCCGUCGUGGCCGGCCUCCCGGGCUUCCGCUUCGCCACCAUCCCCGACGGCCUGCCGCCGUCCGACGACAACGACGUCACCCAGGACAUCCCCGCGCUCUGCAAGUCCACCACGGAGACCUGCCUGAGGCCGUUCCGCGGCCUUCUCGCCCGGCUCAACGACCCCGCCACCGGCCACCCGCCCGUCACCUGCGUCGUCUCGGACGUGGUCAUGGGCUUCUCCAUGGAGGCCGCCAACGAGCUCGGCCUCCCCUACGUCCAGCUCUGGACCGCCAGCGCCAUCAGCUACCUCGGGUACCGCCACUAUCGCCUCCUCAUCGGCCGUGGCCUCGCCCCACUCGAAGACGCCGAGCAGCUGACGAACGGAUACCUUGACACGCCGGUGGACGAUGUGCCGGGGUUGCGGAGCAUGAGGCUCAGGGACUUCCCGUCCUUCAUACGCACCACGGACCCGGACGAGUACAUGGUGCACUACGUCCUCAGGGAGACGGAGCGCACGGCCGGCGCGUCGGCCGUCAUCCUCAACAGCUUCGGCGACUUGGAGGGCGAGGCGGUGGAGGCCAUGGAGGCGCUCGGCCUGCCCAAGGUCUACACGCUCGGCCCGCUCCCGCUGCUGGCGCACGAGGAGAUGCCCACGCCGCGAUCGGCCAUCAACCUCAGCCUCUGGAAGGAGCAGAACGAGUGCCUUGAGUGGCUGGACGGCAAGGAGCCCGGCUCCGUCGUGUACGUCAACUUCGGCAGCAUCACUGUCAUGACCAAUGCGCAGAUGGUGGAGUUUGCGUGGGGGCUCGCGCAGAGCGGGAAGCAGUUCAUGUGGAUCGUCCGCCGAGACCUGGUAAAGGGCGACGCCGCGGUGCUCCCCGAGGAGUUCCUGGCCGAGACGGCGGGGCGCGGGCUCAUGGCGUCCUGGUGCCCGCAGCAGCAGGUGCUGGACCACCCCGCCGUGGGCGCCUUCCUGACCCACAGCGGCUGGAACUCGGCGCUGGAGAGCUUGUGCGGCGGCGUGCCGGUGAUCAGCUGGCCGUUCUUUGCCGACCAGCAGACCAACUGCAGGUAUCAGUGCAAUGAGUGGGGCGUCGGCAUGGAGAUCGAUAGCAACGUCCGGCGUGACGCCGUCGCCGGACUUAUCAGGGAGAUCAUGGAAGGGGAGAAGGGCAAGAGCAUGAGGAAGAGAGCAAAGAACUGGAAGGAGAGCGCGGUCAACGCGGCCAUGCCCGGCGGUUCGUCUCACCAAAACUUCGACAAGCUGGUCCGCGACGUGCUCCUGCCCAAAAACUAGCUCUACAUUGAUCUUCACUGUAAUUAGAGAACACUACUACUGUAUCUUAUUUGCUUGUUAAGAAAAUUCGUUCCUUUGGACAGUGAUGGUGGCCCUGAGCGGAGUAACAAGAAUGCUAAACAUACGGGAAGCUUUUUAUGGA
Messenger RNA from Aegilops tauschii subsp. strangulata, 1736 nucleotides. Its product is annotated as 7-deoxyloganetin glucosyltransferase. Lineage: Eukaryota; Viridiplantae; Streptophyta; Magnoliopsida; Poales; Poaceae. Gene Ontology annotation, molecular function: quercetin 3-O-glucosyltransferase activity; quercetin 7-O-glucosyltransferase activity. The record is from RefSeq and is a predicted model, not a curated record.